Blepharisma stoltei is the source of this 4256-nucleotide messenger RNA. Lineage: Eukaryota; Ciliophora; Heterotrichea; Heterotrichida; Blepharismidae. The record is from the annotation of a GenBank genome assembly.
AUGGAAGAAAAGAGUUUGUAUAAUUUACUCAGCCAACUUUACGCUCAUCUCCAAAAGUGUGUUUUUGAUGGCUCGCCCUUGAACUAUGGACUCCUAGAGCAGCAUAGGGAAGAUCUUUGUGACGCAUUGUGGCUACUCGGGCUUGAGUGGGAAAACUUGAGCUCUGACCAACAUGCCAGCUAUUCCCGAAUUGUUGAAGCUGUUUUAGCCCGUUCUUUUCUUACUGGAGAAGACUGCUUGGCUUAUUUGGACGAACCAGUCCUCGAGCAAUGCGAACUGAUUUCGACCGCAAAAGUCUUCAGAGACCGCUUGAACAAAUUACGGACAACCAUGAUGUAAGAGCCAAUUAGCUACGUUCAGCAGAAAUACAACCUGAUGAGAGAAGAGCCAGAAGGAUACACCAGGCUGCUCUAUGCGCUCAACUCCCCUGGCAAGCUGGAAGCUGCACAAGAACUAAUUGGGGCGUAUAAUCUUGACCCGAACAGAGUAAUUGAUUUAGCAAUCGCAAUUUUCGAGAUACACCCAGAGGACCAGGAGCUUUUGCAGCUUUUGACGACGAUAAAUACCCAUGCGCUCUGCCAUAUCUUUGGGUUAUUUAAUGUAACUUAAAUUACUUAUAGAGAAAUACCCUGAAGGCCACUACUCGUCUCAGCAUAACGCUCCACCUAUUGCUUCCAGUCUUAAAACGACCUUCUACUGUGUUACUCAUCAUGGACAAGGGCAUACAAGAGUUCGAGAUGCGGCGAAUGCUAUCGGGGUUCGCCUUCCAGAAAAUUCGAAAAAUGAAUGUUCUGGUCAAACUCUUGACCAAAAUAGAUCCCAAGACGUAAUGCCUAGUAUUGCGCUGGGAAUUAGCUCGAUUGGCUAAAUAGCCACAUCUGACCUUGUUGGGCUUUCCCUUUCCAACUCCGCAAAACCAUCUCCCCGCGAGGUAAACCUUGACUGUAUGCAAGCAUGUUGUGGGCUAACCUGACAUCAACCCCACCAAGCCAAAUAAAACCUUAGCGGAUACACAUUCCCGAACGCUCUCUGCGCUAUCACAAGGUCCCCAGCUUUCAAGAAUGCAGGUUGGUUUGCCACACCGUUUUAGUGUGUAUAUAUCUUUGGGUUCAAGUUUCAGAAUUCGGCGACUGAUAUGCUACCAUUAGCCCAUAUUGCGGCUUUGUGCAUAAAAAGCCAGCUUAUGACUUUAGAGUCUUUGUGGGGGUAUUUGAAGCCAGAAAGUCUGGCGGCGUGCUUAUCAGAUUAUCAAGCCUUUGCACAGUCAAUUCGAAGGAACAUGGACAUUGUGGUGCUCAAUGGGGACUGCUCUCAGCAAGAACAAGAUUUAGAGGUUUUCAAUAGUCCAGACCCAAAUAACCAAAAAUUAGCAGUGCUUUCUGAGCUAAUCCGAGUGAAUGCUUGGCCAGUUGUAAAAGAAGUCUUCGAAAGGUUCCAAGGGAAAAUUCUAGUUGCCAAUUACCCACCUAUGGUUGAUGCUUUGUGUGACUUAAUUCAUUGGGUUGUUGACCCAAUCUACCAAACCCUGCCUAAGCCACUAUUUUCUUCAGCAAAGCCUCCUAAUUUCCCAACAGGACCAAUCUCCCAAGCUUCUUCAAUCAGCCAAGCCCUUGAGUGCCUUGAUACAAUUCUUCCAGUCUUAGGAGCAUCAAUAGGCGCUAACACUGAUGCCUUUGUAAAAGUCUGCAAGAUCCUCCAGCAUUGUGAAGACAAAGCAAAAAUAAUCCAACUCAUGAAAACAGCCAUUUUGCCUGGGCUUUCUCUAGCUUCUAACGAGGUGAUGCUAGGCUUAUGAAAAGCUCUACAAGUGCUGUCGUACCGAGAAAGAUAUGACUUGUACGAAGUCUGGAAAAACCAUCAAGAAGACGGCUUAGUCCUCGUUAAACAAGGAAUCACGGUAUAAUUUACAGAUAGAUAAAAGAAACACGUGCGUGGAUUAAAAGACUUUCAAGAGAAAACAACAAGCAAGACAGCAAGUCACUGCAGAAGUUCAUGAACAAAAGUAUGUGCCACGUCAUAAAAGAAAUGAUUUUCCAAGUCACAAGCUACAAUAACCUGACCACGAUCCUCAUCAACUGUUUUCCUCAUUCAAAUCUCUUAUUUCUUGACGUGAUCCCAUACUCGAUACUCCAAGCCCUUUCUAUACUUUUUAUAUUGAAUUUUCUUAAUAUUUUUUAUAUUUUUUUAUUAAUGAUAAUUAAUUAUAAAGAAAAUACCAUUACAAAGCCAAAAUUAGAAAGGGGUGGAAUUGCGCCUUGGCUGAAAAAUAUUGCAAAUUUUGUGGGGGAGUUUUAUAAGGUUAACUGUAAGACAGAGCUUGUAGGGAUUUUGACCUUUGUAAAAGAGUCACUAAAAAAUAGCCAGGUUGUAGAAGUAUGUAUUUUAAGAGAAAUUUUAACCAAAAUGUCAGGCUGGAACCCACCAGAUAAACUUACUGAAAGAAUGCUCAAAAGUUUAGCGGCAGGGCCAAAGCUAAAAGUGAUAGCACAUAAACUGGAUGAUGUAAGGACAAAAACCAAAAAAAGCUCAGAAGAGCUAUGCAAAGUGCUUCAGCAGCCUUUAGAAAUUGGUGGAUUGAGCUGUGCAAUUGAGCUUGCAAUUUUGGCUGGGCAGCAGGCACAAAAUGUAUUAUUUAAAACAAACACCCCACAUUUGAAAGUGCUGAGUUCUUUAUAUGAUAGUUUAAUUGGUUGCAUAGUCCAUCUAAUUGAUUUAUUAAGUUUAUCCUGCUUAAUAAGAAUUGCCUUUAUUAUUUCUAACAAAAACGGAUUUUAGCCUUAAAAAUAUUAAGCCUAUUUCAUUUUAAAACCAUACAAUUCACAGACCAUGAAAUCUUUUCAAGCAAAUUGCUCCCUCCACAGCCUAUAAUCAGCCUAAAGCGAGACUAUGGCCUUCCCAUCCACUUAAUUAUGUGUAUUGUCCGACCUGGCAUUGACAUUAUCCGAGGAUUCGACGACUUAAUUGUGCAAUUUAAAUCAAUUACAGAAGAAUGCGAAAUCCCUAUUGAAUUUUAUACAGUGUUUUGGGCACUUUCAUUAACUGACAUAAAAGCAUCAGAAGAGCAAUAUAUUGAAGAAAUAAAAGCACUGCAUGAAAUCAGCGAAAAGCAAAAUGGUGAUAAAAAACAGAAAAUCCAGAACCAAAUCAACGAGCUGGAGGUAGAAAAAAGCUUUUUGAGAGUGACCCAUACAUAUUUUUAUGACGAAAUCAAAAAGCGAGCAAAUUUAGCAGCCAACCCGAAUUUAGCAUCCCAGCUUGUCCAGAAAUGCAUUUACCCAAGACUAAUGUGCAGCCCUGUUGAUGCUAUGUACUGUGUAAGCUUCAUUGAAAUAAUGCAAAAACUGAAAAUUCCUGAAUUCCCGACCAUGCAGCUGAUUUCUGAAUGCAUUUCUCAGAUCAUCCCAUGCAUUUACUGUUGUAGCGAAGCUGAAUCUCAAAACAUGGGACUAUUCGCUUUUGAACUGUUUUCACUUCUAGGCCGCUGGACUCGGGUUUUUGAUAAAGAAUGCAAAGGCACUCCAGGAUUUUCUCAGAUCCCCACACAGGCGAUAUUUAUCAGUCAGACUCAGCAGCUCCAAGCCAAAAUCAGCAUCAACCUCUGCACAGCUCUCAAAGGAAACUCCCACAUAGUCCAGAAAAAUGCCUUAUACGUGCUAUGAAAAAUUUUAGCAGAAUUCCCAACUUCGAAGCAGCUGGCAAGUGAUAUUAUGGUAAGUGUUAGCCCUUUAAAGGAAUCUGAAUUAGAUGACCUUAAGCUUCUAGCUUUAAGUUACUAUGAGCAGCUUGAAAAAAAAUUCGUCGUCAAACCAUCCCCAUCCAAAGCGCUUCCUCCCAAAGACGAGUCAAGAAAACGAAGCGCUUCUCCUCAUGCAGAAAAACCUUCAUCACCUAGACCACAAAGACCGUCACCCAAAAAAGAUACACGAAGAGAUCGGCAAAUGUCUCCAGGCAAAAAACCGCCAAGGUCGCCUGGACAAAGGGUCGGGGAGUCCAAAAACUACUCAGGCAAGGAGUACCAUAAGUUUAAAGUUGUCGCUGAGAGCCGAGGGGACAAGAGGAGGGAAAACGACAGCAACGAGGAACUGCCGAAAAAGCGCUACCGUGACCGAGAAGAAAGCGAUCGGAACUCCAAAGGGCCAAGAAAAGAGCCAAGAAGAGACAGAAACCAUGAUCAUGACUAUGAUGACAGAAAGCAUGAUAGAGGGUCUGAUAGACAUGAAAGCUAUAAGCGGAAAUACCCCCGCGAUUCAAGAUAA